UUUGCCUUUUUGCUUUUUAUAUAUAUAUAUAUAUAUCCAAUUUCUUUUUUCCCUAUUAUAAUUUUUUAAUUACGCCAGAUCCGAAAAGAAGAUAACCUUAUUAUUAUUGUGAAGAAAUGCUAAAAAUAUUUGGAACUGGAAAGAAGAAGAAAAGCACUGUUAAGCCUGGCCAUUUAAAGAUCCCAAUUCCCAUGAUAAGUGGAGUUCAAUAUGCAGAUAUGACAGAAUCUCAAAUAUCGACACUUAUUGGAGGUGGGAACAGAGGUGAUCAACCAUCGAAAAAAUCGGUACCAUCCAUCUCUAGUCAAAAAACAGAAAAAGUGUCGGGUGUUGCAGCUCCAGGUCGAUCAAUUAGCUCACCUCCAAACCUAUUGAUGCCCAAACCGGUAUAUAGUUUACCGCCUACUCGAUUUUUGUUCAAAAGUCAUGAAUACGAAAAGACCCAAGUAGAAAGCAGUGAAGAUGAAGAAAGCUUUUCGGGAGAUUCAAGCGACGAAAGUGAUAUUAUUGAGUUAUUCCCAAGCAAUGUAAUUGCUGCAGAUCACACCGUGACUAAAGAAGUAAAUCAUAAGAAGCUUAGUCCCAUUGAAGAAAGCGAAAAAAGUCCUAUUGAAUCCUUGUUUACUAAUGAAGGAGUAAUUGGAAAACUCGAAUCACAAAGACAAGAAAGUGAUAAUAACAACCACCAAUCACUCGGCUCCGUCACAAGGACGAGCGAUGAUUCAAUUAGACACUAUACUUCCGCGUCUGAGUCUCCCUUUUUUACCACUUCUUCUGUUUCAUGUUCGAGUAACAAUCUGAUAAACGAUACGCCAGCAUUUCCCUCUUUUUCGGCCAACUCAUUUUUACCGAUACAACCCUCUUCAAAUAAUAUUGAUAUCGCUCCUAAUAACAACCCCACGUCUUCCGUAUCAGUCCAUCAAUCUGAUACGAAAAUCAUCAAAAGUUCAACCCAAAUGAAUACAUAUUCUACACCUCAAGAUUUAGUGGAAUCCGCCAAACACACCAAGGAAAACGCAACUUUUAAUUUUCAAAAUACAGAGCCUAAUAAGUCACCAUCAUUGCCGUCUGAAGAAGUUAUUCAAAAUCCCACAAGUCUUCGAAAUAAUAAACGAGAAAAAACGCCGUUACGAUUUAGUGACGCAUCUUCUAUAUCACCGCACCCCACAGGUACAAGUCAGACUAAAGUCACCCGGCCGAGCUCAUCCUCUGCAUCUUCAGCCACCAUCGGACUGGCUGUUACACCUAUAUCCCAAAGUAGAAUUACAAAUAACAGUGAUAAACCACCUGGGAAUCAAUCACAAACCUCCGAACCAUCCGCUUUUGUUGCUUUUCAAAACAAUAACAAUAACAAAAAUAUAUUCAUGCCGCUCGAAAAUACUAGCCGAAACCAUUCUCUUGCUAUUUCAGAUAUACAACACAAUAUGAAAAAAAUGGCACUCAAUGAGGAUCUAGAAGAGCUGAAACGUGCUGUUGAUCGUAUGCAGCAGCAGCGUGUUUCUGACCGUGAAGAACACUUGAAUAGAGUCAAGGAACAAAAACUACGAGAGAAAGAAAUCUUGGAUCAAAUCAAUUUGACUAAACAACGCUUGGAAAUGGCUAUCGCUGGUAAAUUUUUUAUGGACGAUCUUAAUAACACUAACGACGCUGAUAACAAUGCUAUCACGGCCACUAUAGGUCAACAUCAGGCAAGUUUUGAGGAUUUGCAACCACCCAUCAAGAGCUUAAAUGGACCUACCAUCGAAGAAGAAUAUAUCACCAAGACAAACCCGAUGAUGAAACCAUCCACAUCCGCCUCUUCAUCAAGAAGCAAAACUCGAGCUAACCUAGCAGAGGCCCCCAAAUCAUUGGAAAACCGACAAUCAGACAGCGGUCGUCCCAAAGGACUUCGUAAACAGCUGAAUUCAAGUAAUCGUUACAGUUACCAUCAGGAAUCACCUUCAGAAAGCUAUUUCCCUGAUGCCAGCAAAACAGACUUUGAGUAUUUGAACAACCCACAUGGCCUUCCUCCUCAACCUUCUUUUGCGUCCAACAAGUUUAGAUAUGGGAACGUAAGAAAUUAUCAUCCUGAGAUGGAAUACAUGGAAGGUAGAAAUCGCUAUGAUCUUUUCGAUCCUCCUAGAGUUCGAAAUAUUCGUAAUUUUCCCCAGCAGCAACGACGUCAGCGCUCAAAAUCUGUUGAGUCACAGUGGCUACCACCACAGGAGUUUAUAGAUCAACAGCAACAUAUACAUCGUUUACAACAGCAGCAGCAUGAGCUUUCUUAUAGCCCCGCUGAAAUGGGGGAUAACAAUCGAUUUAUUCCUCCUGGUCGUAUUCGUUCGCGAAAGUCUUCUACGCAUAGUGCUAAAAGUAACCCUUCAGAAGGCACAGGGAACGGUCAGGAUCUGCAGAACGGAUACCAUUCCGCAGCUGAAAAAGAUGAUGACGAUGGCGAUGGCGAAGAUGAUGAAAUGGAGAAUGAUACCAAUCGACAUGAUCCGCCCGAGGUAAACAUUCGAUAUAAUCCAGAUGGAGACUUUCCACAACAAUUUCAUGAUGAUCCUCGUCUUUCCCGUAAUAAUUCGGGUAACAGAUACCGUCGAAGACCGCCACCGCAUUCGAAUAAUGGGCCUAUGCCGCCUUCCAUGAUGUACCAUAACCAAGCUUUCGGACCCCCACCACAUAUGUCCCAUAUGGGGAUGAUGAGUGAUAGAGAUCGGCUCAAGAUGAGACCACCCCCACCCCUACCUUAUGGAUACAAUAAUAUGCCGCCUCCUGGUAGUGAAUAUUACCCUUAUAUUCCUCAAAGAGUUUCUCCAAGAAUGAUGGCUGCGUUCAAUGAAGAUCAGCAAUGGAAUCCUCCACCACCCCACCAUCCACAAUGGGGACCUGUUAACCAAAACAUGUAUGGGGCUCCUCCACCUCCACCUGAAAAUAUUGGUAGCGGUACAGCAGCAAAUAGCGGUGGUGCUGUGAAUGGUGGUGUCAAUGGACAUCAUUUGCAGGAUACUCCUAACGAGAAUAAUUUUGGAAGAAGAUACCCUCCUACCCAGACUGUACCUUUACAACAAACACCUCAACAAUCUCAACAUGGAUAUAUGGGGAUGUACCCUGAUACUUCUCAUAGAUUGUACAUUUAAUAUAACAUCCAGUUAGUCUGUUAAUAUUUAAUAAAUGUGAUGUUAUCAAUCUUUAAACUUCA
Mucor mucedo is the source of this 3184-nucleotide messenger RNA. RefSeq lists its product as uncharacterized. The coding region runs from base 117 to 3122 and encodes 1001 amino acids. The transcript has 2 exons. NCBI's taxonomy places the organism in Eukaryota, Fungi, Mucoromycota, Mucoromycetes, Mucorales, Mucoraceae. The record is from RefSeq and is a predicted model, not a curated record.